Plasmodium malariae is the source of this 852-nucleotide messenger RNA. RefSeq names its product ubiquitin-conjugating enzyme, putative. The coding region runs from base 1 to 852 and encodes 283 amino acids. The record is from RefSeq and is a predicted model, not a curated record. NCBI's taxonomy places the organism in Eukaryota, Apicomplexa, Aconoidasida, Haemosporida, Plasmodiidae. The transcript has 6 exons.
AUGAUAACAUUAAAAGAAGCCAUAUCCAAUGUUUUCACCAAUUUGAAUAAUGAUCAAAAGAAGGAAAUAAUGAACGUAUUAGUUCACAUUCUUCAAAAAAUAAUAGAAAAUCCUUCCAGAGCAAAAUUUAGAUCUUUAAAAAAAGACAAUAAAACUUUUAUAAAUAAGCAUGAGGAAAAAUGGUUUUUCCCCGUUUCAAAAGACGACACAUUGGCAAGAAAUCUUAACGAAUUACAAAACUACAUGGAAGAUAAUGUAUACACAAUAUACAACAGCUCAGAGUCAAUUUUUGAACCAAGUGAAUCAAAAUCCUUCAGUGAUUUAAAAAAUUCUUUGAAUAUUAAUAAUAUUUCAGAACUGAAUAAAAACGACGAAAUGGAAAAAGAUAAUUCGAAUGGUCUAAAACUGGGAGGUCUCUCAAAAAGAAGAUUAGAAAAGGAAAGAAUUGAAUUGUUAAAUGAAAAUGAAAAUACAAUUAAACUAAUACAAGAAUAUGCAGAUAAAUGGAUAAUUCAAAUAAAAGGUGCGGAAAACACUUUAUAUUCAAAUGAAACAUUCAAAAUGCAGUUUAAGUUUACAGAAAAAUAUCCUAUAGAAAGUCCCGAAGUUGUAUUUAUUGGAGAGCCCCCAAUUCAUCCGCACAUUUACAGUAAUGGUCAUAUAUGUCUAUCCAUUUUAUAUGACCAUUGGUCCCCAGUUCUGUCCGUUAAUUCUAUAUGUCUUUCCAUAAUAUCUAUGUUAUCUAGUUGUACAAAGAAAAGAAAACCAAUUGAUGAUAUGCUUUACUGUUCUGCUGGACCAAAAGUUUCUCCUAAACUUAUGAAGUGGAUGUUUCACGAUGAUAAAGUAUAA